UCAAAGGCAUUCUCAAGUGUCUUCCCCUUCUCUUUCUAAUCAGUGCUUCUUCAUGGCAAAGGUUUAUCCUGAGAGUGAGACCAUAAUUCCAGUUGUAAACACUAAGAAUCCUAUCGUCUUGACGGUGUGGAAGAAGUCUUUGAUCUUCAGUUGUGACGGGUUUACAGUGUACAACUCCAAUGGAAAUCUUGCAUUUCGAGUAGACAACUAUUUCGUGAAAGGAAACCGGGAGAUUGUUCUCAUGGAUGCGUUAGGUUGCAGUCUCCACACCGUUAGGCGCAAGAUGUUAAGCCUAGCAGACAAUUUUCUUGUCUAUGAUGGUGAAAGUGUAAAUCCCCGAUUUUCAGUGACCAAACAUGUGAAUAUCUUAAACACCAAGUCACUAGCAUAUGUGAGCACAGUAGGAUCAUCAAAGAACAGGAACAAAAGAAAUGUGAUCUAUGAGAUCCAAGGAUCAUAUGCUCAAAAGUCCUGCAUGGUGUAUGAUGACAAGAACCAGUGUGUUGCUGAAAUUAGGAGGAAAGAAGCCAAAGGAGGGGUGGCACUUGGGGGAGAUGUUUUUGCUUUGGUGGUACAACCAUCUAUCGAUCCUGCCAUUGCUAUGGUCCUCGUCAUUGUCCUCGAUCAAAUGUUUAAUUCUUCUAGGCGCUUCUCUAAAUAGAUUGAUUUGGGUGCAA
Molecule: messenger RNA, 677 nt
Organism: Helianthus annuus (common sunflower)
Lineage: Eukaryota; Viridiplantae; Streptophyta; Magnoliopsida; Asterales; Asteraceae
Product: protein LURP-one-related 8
Exons: 2
Coding region: 53-661 (202 amino acids)
Source: RefSeq, a predicted model, not a curated record